GCUGGCAGCAGCCGGGAUUCCCUGCUCGGGCUCGGCGCGGUGCCUCCGUCCCUCCCGUCCCGUCCACGCGUAGCGGCCCUGCGGGCCCGCGGCUCUCGCUAAAGCACCGAUACCCCUCGGGCCGCUCUCCCGUCCCCUCUGCAAAGGGUCUCACCCUGCGGCCGCGAUGAAAGUCACCUCCCUCGACUGCCGGCAGCUGCGGAAGCUCCUGCGGAAGGAACCCUCCCGCUGCCUGGUGCUGGACUGCCGCCCCUACCUGUCCUACUCGGCCUCCUGCCUCCGGGGCUCCCUCAACGUCAACCUCAACUCGGUGGUGAUGCGGAGAGCCCGCGGCGGGGCCGUGCCGCUCCACUUCGUUGUCCCCGACGCGGCCGCCCGCUCCCGGCUGCUGUUGGGCUCCGAGGGGGCGGCGGGGGCGGCUCGCCUGGCGGCCGUCGUGGUGCUGGACCAGGGUACGGGGCACUGGCAGAAGCUGAAGAAAGACAGCACGGCGCAGAUCGUCCUCAACGCGCUGCUCUCCAGUCUCCCAGAAGCCGGGGCCAGGGUCUGCUUCCUGAAAGGGGGCUAUGAAACCUUCAAUUCGCAAUAUCCUGAGUGCUGCGUGGAUGGGAAACUCAUUUCCCUGGAGAGGAGCGAUGCGGAGAGGAACCUCACCAGCCACUGUGAGAAGCAGAGUGCCAACCACAAGCCUGCCUACGACCAGGGUGGCCCGGUGGAAAUCUUGCCUUUUCUCUACCUUGGUAGUGCCUAUCAUGCUUCCAAGUGCGAGUUCCUCGCCAACCUGCACAUCACGGCCCUGCUCAAUGUAUCCAGGAAGAGCUCUGAGUCCUUUCAAGACCAGUACUGCUACAAGUGGAUCCCCGUGGAAGACAGCCACACGGCAGACAUCAGCUCACACUUCCAGGAAGCCAUUGACUUCAUUGAUUAUGUCAGACGAGCAGGGGGCAAGAUCCUGGUGCACUGUGAAGCGGGGAUUUCACGCUCUCCCACCAUCUGCAUGGCGUACCUCAUGAAGACAAAGAAGCUGCGCCUGGAGGAGGCCUUUGACUACAUCAAGCAGCGCCGGAGCCUGAUCUCACCGAACUUUGGUUUCAUGGGACAGUUGCUACAAUAUGAGUCAGAGAUCCUGUCUUCCACCCCCAGCCCUCCCAUUGCCUCGUGCAAAACAGAAGCCGCCUCUUUCUUUGCAGAAGAACUGACGUUAGGCAAAAAUUUUGAAGGCUCGUGUUUCGCCUUCCCUACCUCAGUGCUGAGUUCUGUGCCCAUCCACUCCCCUGUCCACCCGCUGAAGCUCAGCCCUAUGACAGCUUCUUCAUCCUGCUGAAUGCCCUGGAGCCCUCAGAGCCCAACUGUGACCCUAAUGAUAAUAUUUCAUGAACGUGCAAUAGAGAAAACUCACUGACUUAGUCCGAGGCGGUCCUUGUGGGUGAUACUUCCCAUACACUGACUGUGAGGCGCAAGUGCUCUACGUGUGGCAGGUUUUCUGAACUUUUAAUGUUGUUUUGUGAGGUUGUUUUUGUUUUUUAGUACUUUUCUAGGUUUUUAUCCAGAGCGUGCAGCCACUACUGUAUUUCCGGAUUCCUGGGGAGCAAUGAGAAAUCCAUUUCAGGUGUUCUCAGUCCCCACCUUUUUUGUUUUUUGAGAAGAACCUUAUUUAAAGUUUCAAGCAAUAAACAGCAGCAGUGGGGGGGAAAAACAAAACAGAAAGCCCUUCUUGCACCUGAAGAGAUGCAUUUCUCAAGCUUUCCUCCCCACUCAUGCCCUGUUUCAGGGAGCAGAGUGCCAGGGCAGCAGAGCUCUCUGCCUGGCUGCUGCUGUGCACCCAGGUGAAAAUCCUCUGUCCUGUUCUGGGCUCUGUGGUGUCAGGUAGUGACCUCAGUGUAACUGGAGACCAAAAGGACCAUGGAUCCCUUCAGGUGUGUCAUUUCCUGUACUCCUGCACUUGCCUUUGUACUUGGCAUGCUUUUGACUGAUGCCGAGGGACUUAAACUAUCAGGCUACCCUGCUAAGCUAUUAUAAUCCCAUCUGUUGUUUAAGAACGGCCCUAGAAUACUUGAAUGUCUCCACAACCCUCAGUCAAGUUACUUCCCAUCAGAUGACACUGCUGCUGCUGUAUUUUACACCAAAAAAUAAGACGAGCUUGGCUUUCUGGUCUCUUCCCAAGCAUUUCUGACAUGCGUUGUGUGUGGUAAAGUGGUCUUGUUCAGUGUUAUGUGGCUUGCUUAGUGCGUGGUCACCUCCAGCCAGCCUUCAUCUGUGAGAUCUGGAUUCACUGCAUUGAGUUUGUGUCUGCAGGGAGCUCGGAACGAGCUGCUCUCUUUGUCUGUUGACCUUUUUAUUUUUUAUAUGUAAUACAUAUGGGAAACGGCAAUAAUUUCCAGAAGAUCUCGUGAAUGUGAAAGAAAGUCUGCAAUGGUUUUUAUGGAGUGUAAAAAAAUAAUCAUAAUAAUAAUAAAAAACAAAACCUAUGAGGAAAAGCAAA
Molecule: messenger RNA, 2482 nt
Organism: Coturnix japonica (Japanese quail)
Lineage: Eukaryota; Metazoa; Chordata; Aves; Galliformes; Phasianidae
Gene: DUSP5
Product: dual specificity phosphatase 5
Biological process (GO): endoderm formation; negative regulation of MAPK cascade; protein dephosphorylation
Cellular component (GO): nucleus; cytoplasm
Molecular function (GO): MAP kinase tyrosine/serine/threonine phosphatase activity
Source: RefSeq, a predicted model, not a curated record